GUCAGUUGGAAAAUUAGUUUGCAAUGAAGCAAGUCGCGCGAAUUUUUUUCUCUUUCUAAAGUAAGAACGGAUUUCACUAUUCAUGUUAGAUUAUUUCGCACACAUUGAUUAGGGUAAAGUUUUUAAGUUUUUCGGAAUAAUUACUUAACAAAAUGCAUGCGAAAUCGAAAUUGGCGAUUUUUAAUAAACGUUACCGCAGGCAAAUUCUCGCCACCUUGACAGAACAUAUUAUGACAUUCGCUCAUGCAGCUGGUCUAGGCUGGCUCUCACCCACAUUGAAUAUUCUCCAAUCUCCCGCUUCUCCGCUGGAUUUUCCAAUCACUACUGAAGACGCUUCCUGGAUUGGUUCGACUUUUGGUUUGGGCUUCAUAGCAGGAAAUGUGUUCUUUGGACUCACACUGGAUCGCCUCGGUCGCAAACUGAAUAUCUACAUUUUGGCGUUCCCGCAUAUGAUUUUCUGGAUACUCAAUUACCUGGUGCAAAGUGUCGAAUAUUUGUAUGUGGGUCGUUUUUGCGCUGGACUUGCCAGCGCCGGCAUCUUCUUAGUUGUACCGGUCUAUAUAAGUGAAAUAACGGAUAAAGACAUACGCGGUGCCCUUACAGCCAUGGCUAUGAUGUUUUUCAGCACCGGUUUGUUGUGCGGUUACAUAUUGGCGACUUAUCUCGAUUACUACCUUAUACCCUGCAUCAUUAUUGUGUUGCCUAUUAUUUACCUCGUGGGAAAUUUGUUCCUUCCCGAGACACCACAGUGUUUAUUGAAGCAUGGUCGUGAGAAGGAGGCUGAAUUGUCCUUCAACUUCUAUAAAAAUAUUGAACCAGAGACAAAUGUAGAAUGCUUUGCUACACAACCGUCUGUGGCAAUUAGUGAAUUCAAAGAACUGAAGGCUGCUAUUGAUCUUGGUGGCCUAUCAGUGCCCGUCACACUCAAGGAUUUUUUUAAUAGAUCUACACUUUUCAAUUUCUUCACUGCCGCCAUUUUGUGUUUACUCAACCAGCUGUCUGGCAGUUUUGCAAUUAUCAAUUACAUGGCGAAUGUAUUCGCCGCCUCCGGUUCGACCAUCGACCCAAAUGUUAGCGCCAUCGUAAUGGGAUUCGUACAGAUAUUGGGCUCGCUAUCGGCUACGGUGUUGGUCGAACGUUUCGGCCGUCGACCUUUACUUCUAUCAUCGGCCGUCGGCAUGAUGGUUGGCAUGUAUGGGUUUGGUGCAUUUGUGCAAUUUACCGACGAAGAAACGAAGGCCGCCUACAACUGGGUGCCAAUCAUAUUCAUGAUGUUAGUGGUAUUUACGGCUUCUUACGGAGUUUUCGGUAUAUUCUUCACCAUUGUCGUCGAGAUGCAUCCGGCGAAGAUCCGCGUCCAGGCUUUAUCGAUUUGUAUGUUAUUUAACAGCAUAUUGGUGUUUAUAACAUUGAAGCUGUAUCCAUUUUUCUUAUUUAAUUUGGGUAUUACCGUUACAAUGUAUUCUUGUGCAAGUGUUUGUGUGAUUGCUGGUAUUUAUCUGUAUAUUUUUCUACCGGAAACUAAAGGCAAAUCAAUGGAGAAGGAUUUUCAAAUUAUCAUCUUCGCACAUGGUUUUAGCACGGGAUGUAUGUCACCGAUAGUAGAAAUUAUACAAUCACCUAAAACACCGUUAAGUUUUUCUGUUACUGUUGAAGAGAUUUCCUGGAUUAGUGCGAUGUUUGGUUUUGGCUUCUUAGCUGGCACCAUUCUGUUUGCAGUAACUAUAAAUCGCUUUCGACGCAAAUUUAAUUUGUAUAUUCUGCCUCUUCCACACAUGCUUUUCUGGGUAUUGGCCUACUUUGUUCAAAAUAUCGACUAUCUGUAUGCAGGACGUUUCCUCGCUGGUGUCACUGGCGGUGGCCUGUUGCAGAUCACACCGAUUUUUCAGAGCGAAAUUUUAAACAAAAACAUCCGGGGCGCUAUUAUUUCGUCGGGAACGCUGUUCCUCAGUGGUGGCACUAUAAUCGGUUUUGUACUGCCCUCUGUACUGAACUACCAUGUAAUACCUUGUAUCGGGUUGCUCGUUUCAAUUGUGUUUCUAAUAGCUCUAUAUUUCUUUCCGGAGACACCACAAAGCCUAUUAAGAAGCAAUAAUAUUGUGGAAGCCAAAGCAGCUUUUGACUUUUAUAACGGCUUAAGAAGUGAGAAAACGUCGGAAACGGUGCAAAGUGAAUUUGAAGAGCUAAGUAGGAAUAUUUUGAACGGUGACUCCAGCCAACCUAUCACUAUAGAUGACUUUCUUACAAAAUCUGCACUCAAGGCGUUGGCUAACGGCGCUGUGCUGUGCAGUCUUUAUCAGUUGUCGGGCUGUUUCGCUUCUCUCAACUAUAUGACUUCGAUAUUUACCGCAUCUGGUUCGGUAAUGGACCCAUACUUCUGUACAAAUAUAGUUGGUAUCACGCAUAUUAUCGGUUGUUGUGUUGCCGCACUAUUAGUAGAGUAUCUUGGUAGAAGAGCGAUGUUAUUUUUGUCCACAAUAGGCAUGUCUGUCGGUAUGUUUAUCUUUGGUGCCUUCAUCCAGCUCGCAGACAAGGAGAUGUUGGAGGUGUAUUAUUGGGUGCCACUUGUCUUAAUGAUGAUUGUGGUCUUCUUUACAGCAAGUGGACUUUUUGGUAGUUGCUUCGUUAUUCUGGUUGAAAUUAUGCCGACAAAAAUUCGCACUCUAGCACUACCAAUGGCAAUGACUAUAUUCAGUUUGCUAUUAUUUAUUAUGCUGAAAAUAUAUCCAUAUUUCCUAUUUGAAUUGGGAGUAUCCACUACCAUGUACAGCUCAGCGACAAUAAGUGUUGUUACCACCGUAUAUUUAUACAUAUUUUUACCGGAAACGAAAGGAAAAUCCAUGGAAGCAGAAUAGGAAAUAAUUUCAAUCAAUUUCGUACAUAAUCAACGAUUGGUCUUGCAUUAAAUAGAAUAUUUUUGUAGUUAAAAUGUCCGAAAUAUUUAUUAAAUAUGAUUAUAUAAAAGGAUUGUUCCAAAGUAA
Molecule: messenger RNA, 2981 nt
Organism: Bactrocera dorsalis (oriental fruit fly)
Lineage: Eukaryota; Metazoa; Arthropoda; Insecta; Diptera; Tephritidae
Exons: 11
Coding region: 153-2855 (900 amino acids)
Biological process (GO): carbohydrate transport; transmembrane transport
Cellular component (GO): membrane
Molecular function (GO): sugar transmembrane transporter activity
Source: RefSeq, a predicted model, not a curated record